Rosa chinensis is the source of this 2296-nucleotide messenger RNA. Its product is annotated as tRNA nucleotidyltransferase cca2. Gene Ontology annotation, molecular function: ATP:3'-cytidine-cytidine-tRNA adenylyltransferase activity; RNA binding. Lineage: Eukaryota; Viridiplantae; Streptophyta; Magnoliopsida; Rosales; Rosaceae. Gene Ontology annotation, biological process: tRNA 3'-terminal CCA addition. The record is from RefSeq and is a predicted model, not a curated record. The transcript has a single exon. Bases 660 to 2213 code for a protein of 517 amino acids.
CUCUCUCAUAUCUCCUCUCAAAGGAUCAUUGUUGAAGGUGACUUGAAGAUCUUGAUAGAUGCCCUCAACCAAACCAUAUUUCCUCCCUGGCGCAUUAAAUUUGUGCUGCAAGAUAUUAAGGAGCUUACUCAUCGUUUUGCAUUAGUUUCCUUUUGUCAUAUUUGGUGAGAGGCCAAUUUUUGGCGGAUAGCCUUGCUAAUCUACGGCACUCCUAUCCUUCUCUUUCUCAUUUAGUUUGGGAGUGCCGCCUUCUAGUUUGAUCUCAAAGUGGUUGUUCUAGGGGUUUUCUUUGUAAUUUUCUUUCCUGAUCGGAAAAAAAAAAAUUACAAAAUUGUUUGGCGGCAAAAUUUGUGCAAAAAAAAAAAAAAAAAAGUAGACAAACAAUCGUUGGUCUGCUUCAUACGUAAGGAAAUCAGGUUGUAAUGUUGUAAGCCUUAAUCCAUUAGGAAAAGGACUCCAAAGCCGAUAACAUUUAGGAAUAGGAAUGCUAAGCCUUUAACAUAUAAAUAGGGUUUGGAUGAUCAUUUUUGUUUAUUGGGAUAUGAGUUAGCGAACCUCAUCAACAUCAACAACUCUCUGUGUGCUGUGUUCUUGCUUCUUCUUGGCGUUAACAAUUUAAAAUUUUUUUUUUAAUAUUUUGUACUUUGAGGUUUUACGGCAUGUCUACGCCCAGCCUACAAGUGAGGGACAACAUUGAACUAGAUGAAACUGAGGAGAGGAUCUUCACAUUGCUGCUCAAAAUGAUUCACCAAUGUAACCUCAAGACGGAGCUUCGCGUCGCCGGUGGAUGGGUCCGGGAUAAGCUUCUGGGACAAGAGUGCAAGGACAUUGACAUUGCUUUGGAAAAUAUGACCGGCAAAGACUUUGCUGAGAAUGUCCAAAAGUACAUGACCUCUGUGGGUGAAAAAUCUCAAGAAAUUGCUGUCAUUGGAAGCAAUCCAAAGCAAUCAAAACAUUUGGAAACGGCGAGGAUGCGCAUUUUUGGAUUGUGGAUUGAUUUUGUGAACUUACGUUGUGAAGAGUAUAGUGACAACAGUCGCAUUCCUAGUGACCAAAAAUUUGGCACACCGGAACAAGAUGCAAUGAGGAGGGAUCUGACCAUCAAUAGCUUGUUCUACAAUGUUAGUACUAAAUCAGUUGAGGAUUGGACCAAUAGAGGAAUUGACGAUUUGAAAUCAGGGAUAAUUGUGACUCCUCUACCACCAAUGGAGACCUUGUUGGAGGAUCCCCUGCGAGGUCUACGAGCUAUCCGGAUUUGCGCAAAGCGUGAUGGAUUCAUACUAGAUGAAGGACUAAAGGAAGCUGCUGCGAGUGAUGAAGUGAGAGCUGCAUUUGCUACUAAAAUCAGCAGAGAGCGAAUCGGAGCUGAAAUUGAUCUCAUGAUCUGUGGCAGUCAUCCUGCCCGAGCUAUGAAGGAUAUCUGUUACUUGAAGUGGUUUUGGGAUGUCUUCAGUCUUCAGCCUCAGUGUGAGCCGCCAUCGGAAGGAUGCGACAAGGCUUGUGUAGCUUACUUGGAUUGUGUAUGUAGCCUUGUUCCGGUAAUUGGGCGCACUACUUUUGAUGAUGAACAGAGAAGGCUCUCUUAUUAUGCUGCUAUGUUCCUCCCACUUGGGAAGAACAUGUACAGGGAUAAGAAAGGUAAAGUCUUUCCUGUGGUGAAUUACAUUUUCAGAUACUCCCUUAAGCAAAAAGUCAGUGAUGCUGAAAGUGUUAUGAAGAUACACUAUGCAUUUGAGAAGUUCUUACCUUUGCUUCCUCACUUUGGAUCCAAUGGAGGUGAUGUUCAACAAGCUGAGGAUGAUUUGGGAAUUGGAGAAUAUGUUGAUGAUGUCUCUGUUACUUCAAAAGAAUCAAAACUCCGAGUAUUGACAGGAUUUCUCUUGCGAGAAGUUAAAGAUUUUUGGCGAGUUGCUUUGCUCAUGUGUUGUGCGCAAGAUCCUUUGGACAAGAACUUCACACUAAAAGAUCGAAGAGCGUUUUUUAGACGAGUUGAAAGGGCCAUAGUUGAUGAUCUAGGCCUUGACAAAGUCUGGGAUGUAAAGCCAUUACUUGAUGGAAACGCUAUCAUAAAACAUUUGCAGCUUAAAUCUGGAGGACCAGUUGUCAGUAAAUGGCAAAGGAAAGUACUUGCAUGGCAGCUAGCUCAUCCUUCCGGGACUGCAGGGGAAUGCAUAGAGUGGAUGAUGGAAACUCAUUCUUCAAAUUACAAUUAAAACUUUAAUAUCAGCAUGUUAUUAGUCGACACUAAAACUGUACAACUUCGAGUUCAAUGGAUGUAGUUCACUUCAACUUUUCA